Molecule: messenger RNA, 297 nt
Organism: Lachancea meyersii CBS 8951
Lineage: Eukaryota; Fungi; Ascomycota; Saccharomycetes; Saccharomycetales; Saccharomycetaceae
Source: the annotation of a GenBank genome assembly
AUGCUAACAAAGUACUUCACGAAAGUUGUUGUCAGAUUUAAUCCAUUUGGAAAAGAAGCAAAAUGUGCUCGUUUGCUUCUAAGCGCUAUACCACCUGCUCAGCGCAUCAGCGGUGUUACCAUUCAAAAUGAGCUCCUUACAGCAGAAUCAACUAAAAAGCCGAUCGUAAAAAUUACGUUCAAAGACAAGACUGAGAUGGAAGCCGACCCUAGCACUUUAAACUUCAAGGAACUGGGCAAUCAUUUUGAUAGGCACUCCCGUAAACUGAGCCUGAAGGAAAGCAUAGAAUCUCAAUAG